AUGAUGUUUAGUGACCUUGACAGAGAUAUCUUUGUGUCUUGUGAGGAGCUGUACCAGUAUCUUGAAGAGGCGGAAAGCGUUGCGAAGGCUACUGGAUCGGCCAAACCGGAGCGAACCCCCCGACUGAAGAAGCGUCGUCGAACACCGACACCUGAAGAGCAGAUUGACGACCGUGACGAGCACGCUUUUACUGAAGACGAAGAACACGUCACCAAGCGUCAGUAUCUAGAUGAUGCUUCUUAUGAGGGAAGCUCUUGA
This is a messenger RNA of Capronia epimyces CBS 606.96, 258 nucleotides long. RefSeq lists its product as uncharacterized. The record is from RefSeq and is a predicted model, not a curated record. NCBI's taxonomy places the organism in Eukaryota, Fungi, Ascomycota, Eurotiomycetes, Chaetothyriales, Herpotrichiellaceae. The transcript has 2 exons. Bases 1 to 258 code for a protein of 85 amino acids.